Xylona heveae TC161 is the source of this 1192-nucleotide messenger RNA. Its product is annotated as chorismate mutase. Gene Ontology annotation, cellular component: cytoplasm. The coding region runs from base 255 to 1055 and encodes 266 amino acids. The transcript is spliced from 3 exons. The record is from RefSeq and is a predicted model, not a curated record. Gene Ontology annotation, biological process: aromatic amino acid biosynthetic process; chorismate metabolic process. Lineage: Eukaryota; Fungi; Ascomycota; Xylonomycetes; Xylonales; Xylonaceae. Gene Ontology annotation, molecular function: chorismate mutase activity.
CUACGCUAUGCUUUGCUGUCUCGCUUCCACAACGCCACAGUGUGGCGUACAGUUUGUCUCCGAAAGCGGCUUUUGGCGACAAAUUCGUCGGUAUUUCAAACCGCUUCGCCGAGGGGGAAGAGGGACCCGAUGGCUCACUGUUCGGGCCCCACCCUUAAGCAUACAACGUGUAUGUUUUCCGAGAUAGUCGCAUGGUUUACAAGAGAUCUCCCAUAAUUGAAUAACCCAGAAGUCAGAAAAAUAGAAGACGCAAUAUGGAUACCGCAAUUGAUCUCUCAAACGCCUCCAAAGCACUGGAUCUCGCAAAUAUUCGUUUCCAGUUGAUUCGAUUGGAAGACACUAUUACCUUCCACCUCAUUGAGCGUGUACAAUUCCCUUUCAAUGGCACCAUUUACGUCCCCGGCGGCGUGAAGAUCCCAAACAGCGACCUCAGUCUCUUCGACUGGACUCUGCGCGAACAAGAGCGGCUACAAUCACUCCUUCGCCGCUACCAGUCUCCAGACGAGUAUCCGUUCUUUCCAGAUGCUCUUCAGGAACCAAUCUUGCAACCGCUCGACUAUCCUCGGAUUCUGCAUCCCAAUGACGUCAACGUCAACGACAAGUUAAAGAAGAGCUAUAUACAGCAUAUCCUCCCGGCUGCGUGCAGUACAUAUGGACGGGAAGAUCGCGGCGAAGCGCAGGAGAACUAUGGCUCUUCGGCAACAGCCGACGUGCAAUGCGUCCAGGCCCUCUCGAGACGGAUACACUUUGGAAAAUUCGUUGCUGAGGCUAAGUUCCAGAAGGAAACGGAGAGAUUCGUAAAGAUGAUCAAGGACGAAGAUCGACAAGGCAUCGCUGCGGCUAUCACAGAUCUCAAGGUCGAGGAGAAGGUUCUAGAGAGAUUACGGCUCAAGGCUGUCACUUACGGCACAGAUCCCAGUGUUGGAAUUGAUGCUUCAACCAAGAUUAAUGCGGAUGCUGUAGUCGCAAUGUACAAGGACUGGGUCAUUCCAUUGACCAAAGAAGUCGAGGUAGAAUACCUUAUGCAGCGCCUACGCGGAACGCAAUGGGAGUAAUAAAUCCUGUUGAAUUCGACCUCGCAAACAAUCAGUCAUCUUCCGUUUCUUCGAACUGCGGUGCUCGGACAAACACCGCAUAUCAAUGAAUGACAUACCUAUAUACAUCCGUUAUAUACCAGCGACGACCCUAACAU